AUUCUCCAAAACUACGGAGAUAUUUUGCAGAAAAACAAAUUUUUCCUGCAAGACAAGGGAAAGUUAAAGACUGCUCUUUCUGGGUUGGUUCGUUGUUUAUCACUGUUACCAUUCAAAAAUAGGAGUGCUGAUGACUUGUCAGAUAAGAAGGAUAUUCCUGUUCAAGUGACAUUGCACGCUUUUGUUCCUGACAUUUCAAGUUACUCCUCUGGGCUUUCUAGUUCUGGUGUUGUGGAGAAAUUGAAGAAUCUCUUACCUGCUCUCGUUAGUUGUUUCCAGGACUUCAGUCCCUUGGUUCAUACCAUGCCCCAAAUGGACACCCAGUCCUAUGAUUGUAUGCUACUUAUACUUCAAAACAUAGAUCUUCUAGUCAGAUUCUUUAUUGAUGAAUCUCCUUACCAUCACACACAUGUCAACAUAUCUGAUCAAAGAAUUUCAUUGCUGGCACUCAAAAAGCUUUGGGAUGAGUUUCCUUUCAAUCCAAUUCAUGACCUCUCAAAGAAGGAAAAUGAUCGUUAUUUCAUGUUGAAUGUUGUAAUUACAGAAAUAUUUUUGAAGAUAAGUCAUUGGGACCACCCUCCCCCUGCAUUGAUGGAGAAAUUCCUUGAGUUCAUUGAAAUUUCACUUUCUGAAAAGAUUUGCCACCACAUGGAGUCUAGUAAGGUGAUUCAUGAAAAGCAAUUGCUUGCAUUGGUGUCAUUCACUCCAGAACUUAUUAUGCGAGUUUCCGGUUUUUGGAAGUCUCGCAUUCUUCAGGCUUUUACUAAGGUUUUCAAGAGUUGCAGCCCGGAGUCUUUGAUGAAAUUAGCUUGCCUUUCUGCAAUUGAAGAAAUGAUGUUCUCUGAACAUGAUUGGCUUUACCUGGAUACAAGUGAUCCAGAACUGCUACAUUAUCAGAUUACUUGGAUAAGGGAGCUUCCUUCUCUGCUAAUUGUUUUAGGUGAUAAACAUCCACUAUCUUCUAAGACAGUGUUGCUUCUUCAACUUCGCAUAGGACAAACGGCCGAGUUUGACUCACCAUUUGCAAAGGAAUAUGAUGAGAUGCAGUACAUACUACAAGGUUUUUAUAGCACAACUUGCAAUGAAGGAGGCGUAAGCUAUGGCCCUUUCAUGACGCUUUCUGGAGAUAUUCAAGAACUUUCCCUCUGCUGCCUAUAUUACUUCUCUAUCUUGGACUCAUCAAUACUUCAGUCAUUGGUUUCAUGUUGCCUGUCUCAUGAACUUGAACCAUGUUUAGUUCUUCGUAUUUUAGAAGUUCUGCACACAGCCUAUAAAGCACGACAUAUCCAGAUUGCAGAUUACAUUAGUUUUCUAAUCACUUUGGUUUCACGUCUCCAUGCUUAUCCUGAGAAUCAUGAGGGGAAAUCAAUUCGUGCAUCCUUUCGGUCGCUUACUAGUGCAGUUUGUUCUUGUUUGUCACAGAUUGGUGAUAACUGUCUUAUUUUCCAGAUGGUGGAGAGAGUAAUUACUGAUCAGAUUUUUCUUAGCCCACCAGUAGAUAACAUGAAUGCUCUUCUAAGGAUACUUACUGCAAUAGACACCGCACCAACAAAACUUUCAGAACCGAGCAUCGACAAACUUGGCCGUGUUCUUCCAAAAUAUUUACUAGAUGUUGCAUCUGAUCUUCCAGGAGAAGUUAAUGAGCAGAAUUCCAGCUCAAGUUUAAAGAGAAGUCAAUAUUAUCUUCUUCCUUGCUUCUUCCUAUUUCAAAGGAGCAACAGGCUAUUAAGUAAAGCGUUGAAAGAGAUGGGAUCAGUAUUGGCUGAAAAUCAUUCGCCCCCACUGUCUUACCAUCACGAAUUUCCACAGAUCAACCAUAAGAGCACUCCUGUGGCAAGCGUGUCCGCUCUCCUGCUUUUGCACAGUGAUAUUAAAAUGAGGCGAGUUCUCUUGUCAUGCAAGCCGGAAAUCGAGAGUAUUCUAGAAUACAUGGUCGCUCUUCUGGCUUCGGAGGGCAAUAACAUGACUAUAGAAGAAAGGCAUGAGGUACAAAGAGCUUGCGAUAGGCUUACAACUGCGACUACUACUCUUCUAGCUUAGUAUUUGGCUUAAUUACACUAUGAGUCGAUCCUUCUACUCCUUUGAUGUAGGGUUUUGCAAUUAAUUAUAAUUAUUUUGGUUAAUUGAUUUAAUUCAGUUAAUUUAAUCUGUAA
Ipomoea triloba (trilobed morning glory) is the source of this 2153-nucleotide messenger RNA. RefSeq lists its product as uncharacterized. The record is from RefSeq and is a predicted model, not a curated record. The annotation marks the transcript as partial. The transcript is spliced from 14 exons. NCBI's taxonomy places the organism in Eukaryota, Viridiplantae, Streptophyta, Magnoliopsida, Solanales, Convolvulaceae. Gene Ontology annotation, cellular component: nucleus.